Messenger RNA from Tauraco erythrolophus (red-crested turaco), 2586 nucleotides. The record is from RefSeq and is a predicted model, not a curated record. Lineage: Eukaryota; Metazoa; Chordata; Aves; Musophagiformes; Musophagidae.
UACAGUUUUUUUCCUCUUGUAGAUGCAAGAUUUACGGAAUACAGAAGGAGCCCAGUAUAGUUCCCAUCCUCAGAUGGCAACCAUGAGGCCAAGGGUUCAACCUGCAGAUAUUAGGCAGCCAGGAAUGAUGCAGCAUGGGCAGCUGACUACUAUUAACCAGUCCCAGCUCAGUGCACAGCUUGGUUUGAAUAUGGGUGGAAACAAUGUUCCUCACAACUCGCCCUCUCCACCUGGAAGCAAAUCUGCAACUCCUUCACCAUCCAGUUCAGUCCAUGAAGAUGAAGGAGAAGAUAGCUCUAAGGUCAAUGGUGGAGAGAAGAGACCUGCUUCAGAUAUGGGAAAGAAACCCAAAACUCCCAAAAAGAAGAAGAAGAAGGACCCAAAUGAGCCACAGAAGCCUGUGUCUGCCUAUGCAUUAUUCUUUCGAGACACUCAAGCAGCCAUCAAGGGCCAAAACCCCAAUGCUACUUUUGGCGAAGUCUCUAAAAUUGUAGCUUCAAUGUGGGACGGCUUAGGAGAAGAACAAAAACAGGUAUACAAAAAGAAAACUGAAGCUGCCAAGAAGGAAUAUCUGAAGCAGUUAGCUGCCUACAGAGCAAGCCUUGUAUCCAAGAGCUACAGCGAACCAGUUGAUGUUAAAGCCUCCCCGCAACCUCAGAUGAUGAAUUCAAAGCAGUCUGUGUUUCAUGGGCCUGCCCAGGCUCACUCUGCACUGUACCUCAGUUCCCACUACCACCAACAACCAGGAAUGAAUCCUCACAUCACUGCCAUGCAUGCCAAUAUCCCCCGGAACAUAGCGCCCAAGCCCAACAACCAAAUGCCAGUGACUGUUUCCAUAGCAAACAUGGCUGUGUCCCCACCGCCGCCUCUUCAGAUCAGCCCCCCUCUGCACCAGCAUCUCAACAUCCAGCAACACCAGCCAAUUUCAAUGCAGCAGUCCAUUGGAAACCAGCUACCAAUGCAGGUCCAGUCUGCUUUACAUUCACCUACAAUGCAGCAAGGAUUUACUCUUCAGCCUGAUUAUCAGAAUAUCAUCAAUCCAACAUCAACAGCUGCACAAGUUGUUACCCAAGCAAUGGAGUAUGUUCGUUCAGGGUGCAGAAAUCCUCCAGCACAGACUGUGGACUGGAAUAAUGACUACUGCAGUAAUGGGGGCAUGCAGAGGGACAAAGCACUCUACCUUACCUGAAAAUCUGAAACACCUCUCCUUUCCACUGAGGAAUGCAGGGAAGUCUUUUCAUCAUGGAUUGCUUUAUGCAGUCAAGGCAGUUCUGCAUUUUAUUAGGAAAUACAAGUUGCUAAGCACUUAGGACUAUUUGAGCUUGUGGGUCACCCACCCUGGGAAAAAAUAGUCUUGCUUCUUUCUUUUUCUUUUAUUUUUCCCCCUCAUUUUUUCUCUUUCUUUCUCCUUUCCACCCUCACCCUGAAAUCCUUUAACGGACAUUGCUUUUCUUCUUCCCUGAAGGAAACUUGGACCAUUCAGAUUUUAUGUUGGUUUUUGCUGUGAAGUGCUGCGAUAGUAACUGCCUUAGCAACUGUAGAUGUCUCGGAUAAAAGUCCUGGAUUUUCCAUUGGUUUUUCAUAAUGGGUGUUUAUAUGAAACUACUAAAGACUUUUUAAAUGGCUUGAUGUAGCAGUCAUAGCAAGUUUGUAAAUAGCAUCUAUGUUACACUCUCCUAGAGUAUAAAAUGUGAAUGUUUUUGUAGCUAAUUGUAAUUGAAACUGGCUCAUUCCAGUUUAUUGAUUUCACAAUAAGGGUUAAAUUGGCAAACAUUCAUAUUUUUACUUCAUUUUUAAACAACUGACUAAUAGUUCUAUAUUUUCAAAGUAUUUGGAGAAAAAAAGUGAAAUAUUCCCAAAUUAUAUUAAUUAAAAAUAUUGGCUUUGUCUCAUGAAAUAAAAACAAAAAAAUAGGAAAAAACCCUAAUGUUGAUAAAGAGCAAACACAUUUAUUUUGUACUGCCUAAAAAAUACUUCCUUUUUUUUAAAGAAAAUCACUUUAUGUGUACUGGUUAGUAAACGCCCUUUAAGCCCUUUUAUGUAUAAAACUGCCAAAUGCUUACCUGAUAUUUUAUUAGAUGCAGAAACAGAUUGGAGACAGGUAAAUUAUAACCUUUACAUAUGGCUAUGUAUUAUUGUUUCUUCAUACUGUGUCUGUAUUUAAUCUUUUUUAUGGAACCUGUUGCGCCUAUUUAUGAAAUAAUAAAUAUAGGUGUUUGUAAGUAAAUUUGUUAGCAUUUUAAAGAGGUUUCUUUGACGCUUUAACUUUUGCUGGCACAAAUUGUUCACAACUGAUGUGAAUACUUUAUUUAGUUUUUACAGUGACAUAUAUAACACCAAACCUGCUUUACUGGCAGAAAAUUAAGGUAACCUAUACUUAUUUCUGUAUUUUGAUGGUUGUUAAGGAAAAAAAGUAUUUUAAGUAAUUCCCUUUUUAAAGUAUUGUAGCAAGAUGUUGCCCAAAACUAAGACUUGAACCAACAAAACUAACUGAAUAAAACUGCAUAAUGCUGCUUCUUGAAACUUCAUCAAUUUUGGUUAAUUAGUUGAGUGGAAUAAAAAUAUUACCAACAGAAAUAUUACCAA